CAUGUUAAUGCACUCUUUCACCUAAUGCAUCAUCCUUGCCGCCUCUAAUAAAAACCUCUUCUUCCCCCUGAAAAUACAUCAAACACAUUCAUUCAGAACAAAAAUAAUAUCACACACUUGGUGUGCAAGAUGAUGAAGCAGCAGAUACAAUCUCUUUUCUCACUCCCAUUGCUAUUCAUCCUCCUCUCCCACUGCACCGGAAUCUCAGCUCAAGGCCCAGCUGCAAGCCCAAAGGCAGGUCCGAUAGCCGACGCUCCAGCACCACCGGGACCAACCAACGUCACCAAAAUCCUUGAAAAAUCCGGCGGCUUCGACCUCUUCAUCCGCCUGUUGAAAACCACCCAAGUCGACGGCCAACUCUACAGCCAACUCAACAACUCCGACAGCAAAUUGACCAUCUUGGCCCCAACUGACUCUGCCUUCUCGAAACUCAAAUCAGGGUCUCUCAACUCCCUCAGCGACUCUCAGAAGGAUCAGCUCUUGCAGUUCCAUCUCAUCCCAGAUUUUCUCACCAUGUCAAACUUCCAAACUCUCAGCAACCCGGUUCGAACCCAAGCCGGAGACCAGUUUGAGUUCCCGCUAAACAUUACCACAUCUGGAAACUCAGUGAACAUUACCACUGGUCUUGUCAACACUUCAAUUUCAGGCACUGUGUAUACGGAUAACCAACUGGCGAUUUAUCAGGUCGACAGUGUGCUACAGCCUUAUGGGAUUUUCGCUCCCAAGCCUCUGCCCCCUUCCCCAGCACCAGCACCGGAAAAGGCAAAGCCUAAAAAAAAGGCUUCAAGCCCAGUUGCCGCUGUGAAAUCUGCUGCAGGGUCGGUAGUCUGUGAUCUCUCCAGAAAUGGGUUGGCCUCCAUUGGAGUUGCUGUGGUGUUUGCAGCGGUAAUGUUUUUGUGACAAUGAGAUUGAUUGCAGAAGUGGGUGAGUAUGGUUUGAAAUAAUUGUUGUCUCUAUGUGCCAGUUUGUGAUCAUAUAGCUUCUUUCUGGGUUGUCAUUUUGUUGGUUGCUUUGUAUUUGUAUCAUAUGCAUUUGCGUUUCGCUAUUCCUUCUGUAUAUUUUGGAAACCUUAGUACAAUUCUUGGAGAAAGUUUGCUAUUCA
Messenger RNA from Rosa chinensis, 1102 nucleotides. RefSeq names its product fasciclin-like arabinogalactan protein 12. Lineage: Eukaryota; Viridiplantae; Streptophyta; Magnoliopsida; Rosales; Rosaceae. The transcript has a single exon. The record is from RefSeq and is a predicted model, not a curated record. Bases 130 to 900 code for a protein of 256 amino acids.